CUGAAGGCACCUCGCUACGUCAUUUACGUUCGACUGCACGUCUCCUGCGUCGGCUCCUCCCACUACGUGCGGCGCGGAGACUCCUGUGUUGAAGCUCGGCGUCGGAGCUCGGUCCAUCUGCGUCCGCCGCUUGCUGCCUGGCUAACCGAGGCCACUGCGGGAAGAUGGCGACGGAGAAGACGAAACACGAGGGCAGAGUCAAAAUAGGACACUAUAUCCUCGGCGACACGCUCGGAGUGGGCACGUUCGGGAAGGUUAAAGUGGGCCAACACGAGUUGACCAAGCACCAAGUAGCCGUGAAGAUUCUGAACCGGCAGAAGAUCCGCAGCUUGGACGUGGUGGGCAAGAUCCGCCGGGAGAUCCAGAACCUUAAGCUUUUCAGGCACCCUCACAUAAUUAAAUUGUAUCAGGUUAUCAGCACCCCGACGGAUAUCUUCAUGGUGAUGGAGUAUGUCUCCGGAGGGGAGCUCUUUGAUUACAUCUGCAAAAAUGGAAAGUUGGAUGAGAAGGAAAGUCGGCGACUCUUCCAGCAGAUCAUCUCGGCGGUGGAUUAUUGCCACCGGCACAUGGUGGUGCACCGGGACCUCAAGCCGGAAAAUGUCCUGCUCGACGCACACAUGAAUGCAAAGAUAGCCGACUUUGGUUUAUCAAACAUGAUGUCCGACGGAGAAUUCCUGCGGACGAGUUGCGGUUCCCCUAAUUACGCUGCUCCUGAAGUCAUCUCGGGAAGGUUAUAUGCCGGUCCCGAGGUGGACAUCUGGAGCAGCGGCGUCAUCCUUUACGCCCUGCUGUGCGGCACGCUACCAUUCGAUGACGACCACGUGCCCACACUCUUCAAGAAGAUUUGCGACGGUAUCUUCUUCACGCCGCCAUACCUGAACCCCGCCGUCACCAGCCUCCUCAAGCACAUGCUGCAGGUGGACCCCAUGAAGAGGGCCACCAUCAAAGAGAUCAGAGAAGACGACUGGUUCAAGCAGGACCUUCCCAAGUACUUAUUCCCCGAGGACCCGUCCUACAGCAACAACAUGAUCGACGAUGAGGCCCUGAAGGAGGUGUGCGACAAGUUCGAGUGCACCGAGGAGGAGGUCCUCGCCUGCAUCUACAACCGCAACCACCAGGACCCGCUGGCCGUGGCUUACCACCUCAUCAUCGACAACCGGCGCAUCAUGAACGAGGCCAAGGACUUCUACCUGGCGUCCAGCCCGCCCGACACCUUCCUAGACGACCAGCACCUGACGGUUGCCGCCGUCAAACCCCACCCCGAGCGUGUGCCCUUCCUGGUGGCGGAGACGCCGCCGCGGCCCCGCCACACCCUUGACGAGUUAAACCCCCAAAAAUCCAAGCACCAGGGCGUGCGGCGGGCCAAGUGGCACCUGGGCAUCCGUAGCCAGAGCAGACCCAACGACAUCAUGACCGAAGUGUGUCGUGCCAUGAAGCAGCUGGACUAUGAGUGGAAGGUUGUGAAUCCUUAUUAUUUACGGGUGAGAAGGAAAAACCCGGUGACUGGCAUGCAGACCAAAAUGAGCCUUCAACUCUACCAGGUGGACAGCCGAACCUACCUCCUCGACUUCCGGAGUAUAGACGACGACAUGUUGGAAACCAAAUCUGGCACGGCGACGCCUCUGCGCUCCGGAUCGGUGGGCAACUACCGCACAACGGUAAAGAGUGACACGGACGGCGCCGACUCACCCGUCGUCCCGCCGCCCAAAACGGGCACCGAGGGCUCGCUGGCCUCCUCGCUCACCUCCUCCAUUGACUCGACGGGAGGCGUCGACCUCCCGCCAGUGCCUCGGCCAGGGAGCCACACCAUCGAGUUCUUCGAGAUGUGCGCCAACCUCAUCAAACUGCUGGCACGAUAGCUCGCUACUCUUCACGAAAAACGUACGCACAUCAUCGCUAUAGCCUUGUUUGCUCUCCGAGUGUCUUUAUAGCAAUAAGCAUGCAAUCCGUUCGCGGCUCCCGGGUGAGCCGAGGAGGAGAGGAGAGUUUUGUUUUUGUUUUUUUCCCUAAUAUGUUAACUCAUUGGCUACCAUUGACGGGAAUAGACGUCCAGUCCUUUUGAGUGGGAGGACUAGCGGCGAUUAAAUGACAGCUACACAAAGAACCUCCCGGAGUUCAUCUUAUGGCGCGUUUUCCACCAUUAACUCAUUAGCUGCCAUUGACAGCAGGAGACGUCCAAUACGUAAUUGAGUGGGAGGGGCUGGCAAUAAUGCCGCCCUUCCCAGUUAAUACGGAUUUGCUUUGUAUUGCCAUUUAUAGUGGUGAAUGAGGUAAGCUAGCUAAUUAGGACAGGGCUAAAUAACAAUGCAAUUUCCCCAUCCGUUUUCCAAAUCAAUAUACAGGUAGUCCCCGGGUUACGACGUACUAGACUUGCGCGACUUGUUCUGUACUCCCUAAACAUGAGGUUGUUCAGCUUUAGACCGCAAACAAGGCAAUUGUGUUUUAUUAAGCUUUUGACUUCCUUUUCUUUUCACAAUUUGUAAAGUUGGAACACAGGUAUAGUUCAAAACGACAUGCAUUUUAACAAUAAAACACUCGACACAAAACAGUUGGUGUUGAAACGUCCAUCUAGACUGAUCAAUAUGUAAAUUAAGUAGAUUACAUUUGCCAAACAAAAUUCCGCUAGCUUAAAUGCUACGAAUGCUAGCAUAUUUACAAUUCUCAUAGCAAAUCGCUCACACGUAACUCCACAAACUGUAGCUCUAAACUUAAUUACAAAUGCAUACACAAACAUACACUCACCGGCCACUUUAUUAGAUACACCAUGCUAGUAACGGGUUGGACCCCCUUUUGCCUUGAGAACUGCCUCAAUUCUUCGUGGCAUAUAUUCAACAAGGUGCUGGAAGCAUUCCUCAGACAAUUUGGUCCAUAUUGACAUGAUGGAAUCACACGGUGCAGAUUUGUCGGCUGCACAUCCAUGAUGCGAAUCUCCCGUUCCACCACAUCCCAAAGAUGCUCUAUUGGAUUGAGAUCUGGUGACUGUGGAGGCCAUUUGAGUACAGUGAACUCAUUGUCAUGUUCAAGAAACCAGUCUGAGAUGAUUCCAGCUUUAUGACAUGGCGCAUUAUCCCGCUGAAAGUAGUCAUCAGAAGUUGGGCAUUUUGUGGUCAUAAAAGGGUGGACAUGGUCAGCAACAAUACUCUGGUAGGCUGUGGCGUUCCAACGAUGCUCAAUUGGUACCAAGCGGCCCAAAGAGUGCCAAGAAAAUAUUCCCCACACCAUUACACCACCACCACCAGCCUGAACCGUUGAUACAAGGCAGGAUAGAUCCAUGCUUUCAUGUUGUUGACGCCAAUUUCUGACCCUACCAUCUGAAUGUCGCAGCAGAAAUCGAAACUCAUCAGACCAGGCAACGUUUUUCAAAUCUUCUAUUGUCCAAUUUCGAUGAGCAUGUGCAAUUUGUAGCCUCGGUUUCCUGUUCUUAGCUGAAAGGAGUGGCACCCUGCGUGGUCUUCUGCUGCUGUAGCCCAUCUGCCUCAAAGUUCGACGUACUGUGCAUUCAGAGAUGCUCUUCUGCCUAACUUGGUUGUAACGGGUGGUUAUUUGAGUCACUGUUGCCUUUCUAUCAGCUCGAACCAGUCUGGCCAUUCUCCUCUGACCUCUGGCAUCAACAAUGCAUUUACGCCCACAGAACUGCCGCUCACUGGAUAUUUUUUCUUUUUCGGACCAUUGUCUGUAAACCCUAGAGAUGGUUGUGCGUGAAAAUCCCAGUAGAUCAGCAGUUUCUGAAAUACUCAGACCAGCCCUUCUGGCACCAACAACCAUGCCACGUUCAAAGUCACUCAAAUCACCAACUGUGUGAUGCCAUUAUAUCAAUAUGGACCAAACUCUCUGAGGAAUGCUUCCAGCAGCUUGUUGAAUCUAUGCCACGAAGAAUUGAGGCAGUUCUAAAGGCAAAAGGGGUCCAACCCGUUACUAGCAUGGUGUACCUAAUAAAGUGGCCGGUGAGUGUAUAUUAGCUGAAACAGCUUACACCGUGAUGUGGGCUAAACCAGAGCGCAGCUAUCCUUUAGCCAUGUCAGACGUCUGAGUCUGCUUCUCAGUCAUACAAGGCAACAGUCCAGCCAGACCCAACGCUGCCACCAGAGGGCGGUGUAUGCUCCAUCAUUAAACAAAAUGCAAUACUUAAUUACUUUUUGGAUAGUUAUUUUGAGAUUUACUUAAAGGGUUAAUUCUGUCUUGCGCAAAAAUUCGAGUUACGUCGCCAGCGUAGGAACGGAACUCGUUCAUAACCAGGGGACUACCUGUAUACACAUAAUAUGUACAGUUUUCACAUAAAUAUUCACACUGAUUAUUUUGUCGAAAAAUUUUUAUAAUUUUUUUUUAAUCAAAACGAUCCUAAUGAAACAAUCUGUGUUUUCAUUCAAAAAUCCGCAAAUUUCAAUAGAUCAUUGUUCUAAAACUACACAAACGUGGUCAACAAGCUACUACAUGGCCUAGGUUAUGCCUGCGCUAGGGGGAUCCAAAAUCUGGAAAAGAUGUUGACCAAAAAAAAAGUUUACCCGAAAAACAGAAAAUUUCGAGAAGUCGAAAUAAUGCUAGAAAACGCAGAAACUGCACGAAUAGGCAAAAAAACUUGUGAAAACGGCAAAAGGAAAACUCAAACCCAAAAAGCAUGCAAGAAAAAUCAAAAAAUACAUGGAAAACUGAACAGCAAAAAGCCUGUGAAAACAGCAAAAAGAAAAACUCGGGGGGGAAAAUUUUUGGCAAAGCUGCCAGAAAUAAUAAUAAAAGAAAAAGAAAUUGCAACAAAAAAAAAACUCAAACCUGAAAAACAUAAAAUACAAAAAAAUACAUGGAAAAUGAGAACUCUAAACAAAACAAAAAAACCUUUUGAAAAUGGAAAAUGAAAUGGGGGCAAAGAAGAAACCCCCACUAAAAUCGGGGGAAAAACAAGAAAAUUGAUCAUUGAUUAGUUUUCGUCAUUAUAGGGCACUAAUUGGCACCCAUAGGUUGAUUUACCUUAACUAAAUUAAGCACCUCACCUCAAUAUUUUAGUCUUGACAAUUUUGUUUUUAAUCAACAAAACAAACAUUUUCAGUCAAAUUUGUUUUCCCCACUUUAAUCCAUGCAGAUCUCUGGUUUUUCACAACGGUGAUGUCAGAAGCAUGCCAUUCUGCAAUGCACAAUAUGAACGAACUAAAACGUGCCUGUCGCGCAGCCGUAUGUUUUACAGAUGUAGAGAAUCUUUAGGUAAACAAUGCCAGCCCUCCCAGUUCAAAACGAAUCGUCCGUCUAUAGCCAUGGACGGCAGGGAAAUGAGUUGACGCAUUACGGAGUGAUUACACUGAAUUCGCUGUACUGUUGAGCCAGCUGGGUUCCAGUCGGGGGGACGGAAAUCAAGAUCAAGUCAGAUUUUCUUAUGCGGGAGAAGGAAGAAGCACUUUAGCACACCUUUCUUUUCAUUCCUGCUGCUCUAUUCUAUUUUUUUAAGUGGCGUGGCAGUCACUUGGCUGUAAUGGAAGUGCAAUGACCCCCACAUACCAUUUACGGAACCCCAAAAGGGUAAAAAUUAAAAACAUUUUGAAAUACCAUUUUGAUUAAUAACAAAUUGUGGAAUAUGGCCUUUAAAGAACAAAAUAAGAUUAUAUUAUUAUGAAAAAGAUUUUACAAGAUAAAAAGCGUUUUUCACAAAGUAUUUGAUUUCAAAAUGCCUUUUUCCACAAUAGCCUUUUUAUUUCAUAAUGUCGUUUUUCUGAAAAAUGAAUUGUCUUCUGUCAAUGUCAAUCAAAUACGUACAUCAGGCUGAGUCAGUUAAGUGAUUGGCUGAAUCGUGAAGUCUGCUUAGCCACGUUAGCAUCUGUUCGCGUCAAUAAACUUUUAGGUAAACUUCCAGAAAGUAUCUCCUCAAAACACAAUGCUGCUGAAAUCCUCGCUCAGGCUACGGUAAAGGCCUUUCAUUUACUAUAUCGCACUGAUUCGCACCUUCUCUGAGUAAGUAAUUAGAAGGUCGGCCAAUAUGGGAUUUUCAAAUGCCGAUACAGUUACCUAAAAAAAAUUUCAGCCAAUAUCCAAAGCAGAUUUUGUAAGCCGAUAUUUGAGGCAGAUAUAGUUUUUUUUUUUUAAACCAUCUGUAAAAAAAAAAAAAAAUUUUUUUUUUUUUUUUAAUUGCUUCAAUAGCUUCAAAUAUACAAUGAUGACCUGAGGCUUAUAGAUUGUGCCUAGUGCUACCAAAUCAACAAACGCAGCACUUAUUAUUUUCAAAUAAUUAAACCCACGAGUUGAGUGAGUUACAAAAGAUGCUCGUCAUGCUAAUGUGACUGCUACGCUAACGCUACGAGUUACGUUUAGUGUAAGGAUCACUCUGUAAACACCGCAAAAGGCUAAAGCAGCAUUGCAUAUUCUCAUGCAAGAUUAAAAAAAAAGAUCUUGCAAUAUUUCUAAAACAGGCAAGCCUGAAGCUUCCUGUAGCAGCUGCUGCAGGGUCCUUCUGGGGUCCUACCGGUCAGUCAGCGGCUGAGUUGCCCACACAGAUGCCUAAUCAAAAUCCUUUUUUAUCGGCAUAUUUUUGUUGUGAUGAAAAAUGACAUUAUGAAAUAAAAAGGCCAUUGUGGAAAAAGACAUUGAAAAACUUACUUUGCAAAAAAUGCAAUUAUUAUACAAUUUAAGGGCUAUAUUACACAAUUUGUCAUUUAUCAGAAGGUAUUUAUUUCAAAAUGUUACUUGGACCCUUUUAGAGUUCCGUAACUUUCACCUUUUUUUGUGUGUUUUAACGCCCUCUUCUGUUUCUUAUGUGACAUAAAAAACUUCACUUGACAGCAAAAAGUGUCAAAAAGUCACGAUGUCAUUGUCACUUUUUCAAAAUGGCUCAAGAUCUGAUUCCCACGUGUCGAUUCGUGCUCACGAACUCAUCCACGAUGACGGUUUUGCCAAGAAAUUGCGUGCCUGCUUGAUGAUCAAUUGAAAAAAAAAAUAGCUUUCAGUAUUUUGACUCGUGACAAUCUUGAAAUUGAACAUUUUCUCACACUGUUUAUUGCUGUUUGACUGUCAAAAAUCCUGAAAUAUAUUGUUUUCCUCCCAUUUUUGUCUUUUUUUUUUUUUUUUUUUUUUUUUAACUAAUGUUACAGUGCAUUUGUAAUUGCCGUGAUGAUUAAGAAUUGCCUUUUUUUUUUUUGUCUGUUGGGUUUUGUUCAAAAAUGAUACGAGUAACAAUUGAGAAUUUAAAUAGAGAAGCGUAAACAUAUUUCUAUACCGGACAAGCUUAUGAAUGUGUCAACUUUUAUCGUUUUGCUGUCGUUUUGCCUUAGUUGGCAGGGGCAGGGAACCUUAAAACACUUCACACCGAAGACGCUAAUGCUAAUUUAAAAUAAUAAAUGGGUGUCAUGAUAUUUUUGAGAAAUUUAGGAGGGCUGAAAUUGGGGAGGAAAAAGGUUCCAUGCUUCUGCCUUGAGCUCAUCAUCAGUAGCGUUCUUUUGAAUUAUCGUCCUGUUUUACUUCCGAGUGUUAAUUCACACCUCGAGGGGGGAAAAUGUAUUCUUUUUUAAUCAUUUUUUUGCCAAACUACUGUGGAUCCUUACGGACACCCACCGGGGGCCAGGGUAAAAAAGAAAAUUCAUAAAUAGUCUGUACCCACAAUUUACUAAACUGUAAAUCAAGUUGGGUACAUAUUAAAUUGUGGGUACACUACUAAAUUUCGUGUAACAACAGAUUACUAAAAAGUGGGUACAGUUUAGUAAUACAUGAGUACAGACUACUAUAGUGUGGUUACAGAUUGCUAAACUGUCGUUACAAUAUAGUAAUCUGAGGGUACCGAUUACGGAAUUGUGGGUUCAUAUUACUAAAUUGGGUACAGUUUUGUAAUCUGUGAGUACGGACUACUAAACAGUGGGUACAGGUACAGAUUACUGGACUGUGGGUACAGAUUACUGAAGUGUGGGUUCACACUAAAUUGUGGGUACAGUUUGGUAAUCUAUGAGUACAGAUUAUUAAACUGGGGACUAACUACAUAUUACUAAACGGUGGGUACAGUUUAGUAAUCUGUGGGUACAGAUGACUAAAGUGUGGGAACAGAUUACUAAACAGUGGGUGAAUAUUACUAAACAGUGGGUACAGAUUACUAAAAUGCUGAUUAAACAAUGGGUGCAGAUUACUAAAAUGUGGGUACAGUGUACUAAACUGUAGGUACAAAUUAGCAAUGAAAAAUAUUUUCUACCCUGGCACCCAGGGGGCUCUGUAAGGAUCUACGGAGCCCCCAUACCCCAAGCGCCAGGGUAGAAAAACGAGGUUUAGUAAUCUGUACCAAGGGUUCACUUACCUGUACCCACAGAUUACUCAAUUGAACCUACAGUUUAGCAAUGACCUGUAAAUGUGUGAAUCUGUGGGUACAGAAUACUACAGAUUGAUCAACUGUGUGUACAGAAUAGCUAUGAGAAAUAUAUUAUUUUUUCUACCCUGGCACUCCAGGGGCUGCCGUAGUACGAUCCUCGAUGGGUGGUUGGGGGCGUUUCUUUUUAUUGACCGCAUUAUGACAGAAUUAAUACGUUGUUUUCAGUAGUUGCUGGCAUUCACAGCUUUAAAUCAUGUUUGAAAAUAUCUUGAUUGUUGCAUUUCAUUCCGACUGAACCUUUUUUGUUAAAAUGUUAUGGAAUAUAGUCAUAACGGUGUGUAUGUUAAGACUGAUUAUAAAACUGAGAUUUUGGGGGGUGAAGGGGUGGAUGUUAUUCUUACAAGUGGGUGUUUGUUUUUGGAUUGUUUUUUUUUUUUUUUUUUUUUGUAU
Messenger RNA from Corythoichthys intestinalis (scribbled pipefish), 8716 nucleotides. RefSeq names its product protein kinase, AMP-activated, alpha 1 catalytic subunit (gene prkaa1). Gene Ontology annotation, molecular function: protein serine/threonine kinase activity; ATP binding. The transcript has 9 exons. Bases 165 to 1859 code for a protein of 564 amino acids. Gene Ontology annotation, biological process: intracellular signal transduction; protein phosphorylation. Gene Ontology annotation, cellular component: cytoplasm. The record is from RefSeq and is a predicted model, not a curated record. NCBI's taxonomy places the organism in Eukaryota, Metazoa, Chordata, Actinopteri, Syngnathiformes, Syngnathidae.